Messenger RNA from Spinacia oleracea (spinach), 1898 nucleotides. RefSeq lists its product as uncharacterized. The record is from RefSeq and is a predicted model, not a curated record. NCBI's taxonomy places the organism in Eukaryota, Viridiplantae, Streptophyta, Magnoliopsida, Caryophyllales, Amaranthaceae. The transcript is spliced from 13 exons. The coding region runs from base 66 to 1403 and encodes 445 amino acids. Gene Ontology annotation, cellular component: mitochondrion. Gene Ontology annotation, molecular function: protein-arginine omega-N symmetric methyltransferase activity.
AAGUUGAGAAACUAUACGGUACCCAAAAGUGCAGCAAACGGGCAUUUCCAAAAUCGAAAAAUCCAAUGCCUGGGCAUCGCUCUGUUUGUGCGGUUUCUCGUAUUCUCCAAUGUCCUCCCAAACUGAAAAGUUAUGCUCCGAUUUCAUCCGCCUAUUUCUCCACUCACAUCGACGUCAAUCACCCAAUGCUGGUGCGUGAUUACAUACAUGCGGCGUUGUAUGACCCAGAUCAUGGUUAUUUCUCCAAAAGAUCGGGUUCAGUUGGAGUCUUGGAUACUAGUAUUAAGUUCAACCACCUUCAAGGCAGACAAGCUUAUUUGCAACAUCUUAAUAAGAUUUAUAAACAAAGUGAGAUUUCAUGGUUUACUCCUGUCGAACUCUUUAAGCCUUGGUAUGCCCAUGGGAUUGCGGAAGCCAUUUUGCGUACUGCUAAUCUUUCCGUUCCGUUAAAAAUCUAUGAAAUUGGUGGUGGAUCAGGAACUUGUGCAAAGGGUAUAAUGGAUUAUUUAAUGUUGAAUGCACCUCCACGAGUUUACAACAACAUGACCUACAUAUCAGUGGAGAUUAGUCCUUCUCUAGCUGAAAAACAAAAGGAAACGGUUGGCCAAGUUCAGAGUCACAAAUCAAGAUUUACGGUUGAAUGUCGUGAUGCUGCAGAUCGAAAUGGAUGGGGUAAUGCUCAACAGGAGCCAUGCUGGGUCAUAAUGCUAGAGGUGCUUGAUAAUCUUCCCCAUGAUCUUAUCUAUGCUGAAAAUCAAGCUUCUCCUUGGGAAGAAGUAUGGGUUGAGAAGCAGCUUGACAGGGAAAUUCCGUCUGAGUCAUACAGACCUUUACAAGAUCGUCUAAUAACACUUUGCAUUGAGAUAUUGGCUGAGGAUAUUAAUGGCCCAGCAACUGGAGUAGCAUCAGCUGCAAGAAGUAUUUUUUCUAAAAUCUUUCCUAAGCCUCGGCGUUGUUGGCUACCAACAGGCUGUCUGAAACUUAUGGAGGCUUUACAUAGUGCCCUACCAAAGAUGUCGUUGAUUGCAUCAGAUUUUAGUUACCUACCUGAUGUGAAGUUACCUGGUCUAAGGGCUCCACUGGUCUCAGCAAAGAUCGAUGGCUGCAGCGUAGAUUACAAUAGCUAUCUGGAUGCAAAGGGUGAUGCUGAUAUCUUUUUCCCAACAGACUUCUGGCUUUUGGAACGCUUUGAUCAUUAUUGCUCAGGUUGGCUGGAAACAUGCCAAAAAAACCCAUCCAAAGAAAAGAAGAAGAGGCGGACUUUUACACUUGAUACAUCUGCUUUCAUGGAACAAUUCGGGCUGCCAUCAAAAACAAAAACCAAAGAUGGUUACAACCCACUGUUGGAUGACUUCAAGAAUACCAAGUUCUAUCUGAGUGUGCCAACUUACAAUAUCAAAUAGGUGACGGGCCUAGAAACUCGAAGGCACUAGACAAAACAGUGGCCUUCUAAGAUGCUGGGUUGUUACUCCAUACCUAGCUAUAGAAAAGAGAAUCAGAAAGCCUGAUAGAAGAAGUAAGAAGUGGGGAACUAAAAUGGCAGUGAUUUAAGCAAUCUCUCCUUUUGACUUUAUAUUGGUGGUCAGUUUGAAAUUUUGUUGUGUGUUGGGUCAAGUGUUCAAGUCUUAUGACGAGGAGAGAAGACCUCACACGAAUUAAACCAGGUUCCAUCAUAAAAGCAUAAGAAGUACUCCGUAUGACUAUAGAAGUAGACUACUAGCCUUAUCAGUUGUUUGUUUGUAAGUUGUUACCCUCCGAUAUUUUAAAGUGUUACUUUGUCCAUCAUAUACAAGUAAUUGUUACGGAGUACUCAUUUUUGGAGAUACCCUAAAAAGAAUUGUGCCCUAAUAUUGAUUGAAUUGAUUACCUUCAAAUUCUAUGCAGAUGACAUGAUGGAA